GCUGAUCGCGCUCGCAAAAUGUGCACUCAACAUGGCGACUCCGAUAUGCGCUGUCUGUGCAGUUUGAGUCCGAAGUAUUUUUUGCCGCUUGUGGCCUGAACUACCGAGAUGGAAAGAAACAAACAACUUGGAAAGAAACUGCCAGGAAGGAGAAUCCUACCGGCAGGCGAGAUUAUCGCUCUUGGGGCCAAGUCCCGCCCAGGAGGAGGGCAAGAUGGCUCGGAGCUCCGCGCCAACCCAGAAUGGAAGAGGGAAGCCCCAACCACCUCGGCUGGACCUCCUCACAAGAUUGCCAAGGUCUCUGGCCAGACCUUCACCCCUCUGGGUCGGGGGGUGCCUGAGAGCAGCAAAGGAGGGGCUGGAGAGCAUGUCAUCAAGCCAGGCAUCAAGACAAUCGAAGUGCCAGCCUCAGAGCUCUUAGAUCAAGUCCUAGAUGCUGACGGGGCAGAAGAUGACGACCGCAUCGACGGACUGCUGUGUGGCGCCCUCAAGACACUGAAGAGCACUCGGGCCAAGCCUGGAUCGCAGCUGUACCUCAGCUUGAUGUACCUGGCCAAGAUCAAACCCAUGCUGUUUGAAUCGGAAGACGUUGUGGAUUACGUCUGCAGCCUGCUCAAAAGAGACAUCAGCUUGAGCUUCAAGAGUAAAGGCAACCCUCUGGUCUCCGUGCUAGCCUGUAACCUCCUCAUGCAUGCCUAUCUCUAUGAGGAUAACUGGCCCAUAGCAUUUGUCAAGGUCUUCCUCGAAGACGCCAUGGGGGAGAGGGUUUGGGUAGACCAUCCCAGCUGUCGUGAGUUCUGCAGUAACAUCCAGACAGCGUUUGGCACCAAGAUGCCACCUCGUCACCUCAUGCUGCCCAUCGACCAGCUACGCCAUUCCACCAGCACUCCCGAUCUCCAAAGUGGAAGUCCACUCCGGGACGACAGCGAUCUGUCUUCAGAGUCAGCUGCCAACCAAACGAGUGAGGACAUGGAUUUGACUGCAGACGUACAAGCCGAGGGGGUGACUGCAAGAUAUAGUCUUCUGAAGGACAGCAUAGAGACAUACGUGGUAGACUUUGUUCGUGACCAGCUGACACGACGGCAGGGAAUGGACACUCCAAGGAACCUGCUGCGCGUCUUGACUGCGGCAUGCGGCUUUCCUGAGGUCCGACUCCUAGCAGCGACGAGACUAGAGAUGUGGCUGCAGAACCCUAAGCUGACGCGGCCUGCCCAGGAGCUCCUGAUGGCAGUCUGUCUGAACUGCGACACCCACGGCCAGGAGGAUGUAGAGGUCAUAGGUCAUCUCAUUAAGAUUCGUCUCAAGACCAAGCCUCUCAUUAAUCACUACAUGCUCAGCAUGAAGGAGUUAUUAAACCAGCAUUCUGACAACCUGUCCACCCUUCUGAAGCACACCAUCUACAACGAGUUGUCUAACUCACGCAAUCCCAACAACAUGCCUCUACUGGCAACUAUCUUCCAGCAUUCACCGGAGGCAUCAGCCAAGUUUUUGGCCAAUGUAUUCCAAGACCUGCUGAUGAACAGAGACGACUAUCUACGAGCUGUGAGGGCGCUGUUUCGAGAGAUUGUCAAAUCGUUACGUUAUGACCUAGACUUCCCAGCGUUCUGCAGGGGCCUGAUGAAGGAAAGAACUGACAAACAGUUCAUUGACAUGGAGGCCCAAUUCAAGGAUCGUAUGCUGCUUUCCCUGACUGACCUGAUUGUGUUAGCUGCUCUUCUUAGCGUCAGCCCAGCAAUAAAAGAGGCUGUGGCAGCAUACACCAGGGGUGACAGGAAAGACAUGGAUGUACUGAGAGCCUUCCAGAACCAGGCCUCCGUCAUGCAGAGAGAUGCAGUAUGGUGGCUGCACACCGUGGCGCCUAAAAUGUUCAAAGUCAACCAACAAGACUUCAAUCAAUGUUUGCAGAAAGUGCUGUUCAUGGAGCCGUCUGAAUCAUACUGCAGCAAAGAUAACUGGCCACCAGAGUCCGACAGAUCGUUGCUGCUGUCCCUCCUCUCAGAGGUGCCUGUUCAGGAGGAUACAUUGAUGAGGGUCCUAGUGAUGGGCUUAUCACGUGAGCUACCAUUAACAGCCGCAGAUGGCUUGGAGCUAGCGGACAAGUUAGUCAAGAGAGCUGCAGUGCUGUAUGCUGAAGAUUUUCCAGUACUGAAAGUUGAGAGGAUCCAGUUAAUUGACGCAGUGCUGAACCUGUGUGCCUACCAUCACCCUGAAAACAUCCAGCUUCCGCAGGGAUACUCACCACCUAGUCUGGCCAUUUCAAAUCUCUACUGGAAAGGCUGGAUCUUAUUGGUUGUCAUCACUGCAUUCAAUCCAACCAACAUAGGUCUGUCGGCAUGGGAACGGUAUCCAAUGCUGCGCUGUUUCAUGGAGAUGGUCAUGACAAACAAUUUCAAGUACCCUCCCCCUACAGCAGCCCCCGACGAACGUUCACAGGAGGAAGUCAGAACAAGGGAGCUGCAGGUGAUUGCGCUUGAGAAGCAAGAGAUCUUGGAGUUUGAGAACCACUUAGCGAGAGUGGCCAUCACCGAGGCUAACAGCCUACUCCUGUCACAGGUCAUACGUAUGGACCCUAACGGUAUAGCCAGGCGCCCCCCUGCUCAGGUGCUGGAGCAACUCCAACACUUCAAUAAAGUUUUGAAUCUCGGUCACAUGCUCUGCCGAAGCCGGUCCCCUGACUUCCUAUUGGAUAUCAUACAGAGACAGGGUACGUCACAGUCCAUGCCCUGGCUAGCCGAACUGGUCAACUCUGCUGAAGGUUCUCUGGAUGUUUUGCCGGUGCAGUGUCUCUGUGAGUUCCUGCUGAAUGACAACCAAGACAGUGACGCUGGAGAGGAGAGUAAGAAAGGAGAUGCCAAGAGAAAACAGCGUAUUGACAAGCAGGAGCAGUUACUGUCACGUCUUCAGACCCUCGUACGUGGACCAGACUCUCAAGCAUCUACCUGCUGUGAAGUCAUGGAUUACUUCCUGAGACGACUCAGUUCACAGCAGCAAGCCAGUCGCUCACUGGCUGCUAAGGGUCUGAUGAUGGUCUUGUCCGUGCCUGAGGAUAAAAACACAAUGGAGGAAGACAUGGAAACGGAAGACCCACCCUGGGCAUGCCCUACACUGAUGGCAUCACAUGAAUGGCUGUUGAAGAAUAUGCCCUCCCUCCCUCACUUUGACCCUGUCAGGGCAUCAGCCACUACUGCCCUCAGACAGGCUUGCCAGAUUGAGACGGACCCGUUAGCACUCAGUGCCUACGUCGUUUUUCUGUCGCAGUUUGCUCCAGUCAGUGAUCUGAACGACUUGGCAGUGGAUCUUGCCCAGUUGAUAGUGGAGCGACCAACCAUCGUAUCUUGCAUCCUACCUCGCGAGACCUACAACGAAGUAGCUGACGUCACCUUGGCAGCUAUGAUCAAAAUAUUCAGCCGCUACUUGCUCAAGGCUACCAAGCCUAACGAGGAAGGAUAUAGCUGGUCGGACACCCAGGACCAGGUAUUCCUGUACUGGCAGACUGGUGAAUCAGCCACUAUGCAUAUCCUGAUAGUCCAUGCUAUGGUCAUACUGCUGACCUACGGACAACCUAAAGUUGACAGUGAUUUCCAGCUCUUGCUACACUCCUGGUUCCCUGAGAAUAGCACCCCACCCCAGGCCUACCUAGUAGACACCUCAGAGGAUGCCUUGCUGCUUCCUGAUUGGCUCAAACUCAGGAUGAUCCGCUCCAGUGUGCCAGAACUCGUCAUUGCAGCUUUGCAAGAUCUGGAGCCAGCCCAGCUAGUUCUCUUCAUCCAGUCGUUUGGUAUUCCAACAGCCAGCAUGAGUCAGCUCUUGGCUCACCUGGAUGCAGCAGUCGUGCAGGACUCGCAAGCCAUGGAAAACGCGGUAGUGGACAAGGCCUACAUGGCUCAGCUGGUUGAAGUCCAGCAGAUGAGGGGGGCGUCCGGAGGGGUGGAGUUCCACAAACUGCUGACCGAAGGGGUGGAGGAACCCUCAGACAAGGACAAAGACAAAGUUGAGAGUAAGAAGGAGGAAUCUGUGGAGAAGAUGGACACUUCUGAGUCGGCAAUGAGAUUGCCUGAUGAAGACCACCAAGAGGAAUGGUGCAAGCUACUCAUCAAGUUAUUUGAAAAUGAGCCGUCAGAGGAAUCUCGACAGGUGUUUGCUAUCGUACAACAGGAGAUUUUGAAGGACAUUCGGAGACUGAGAACAGAUCCACUACACAAACCCUCUGAGAUGCUAACAAGCAGUUUGCUAAGCAUAGUGAAGGAUGGCAGUCUCCUUCUAAGUCAGCUUACCAUGCGGGCAGACAUCGGCAGUCCUCUCCUCAGUCUGCUACUCACGAGAGAGAAACUUCAGCAGAAGUAUGGGUCUCCUUCUACUUUUCCUGAGCUGGUGCAGUACCUUUGUGAAGCGCUACCUACCAAGGAAGGCACAUUGGCACAGACUCUGAUCCAUUGCCAGAAGGAACUCAGUGUCAGCUCUGUAGAUGUCAACGUCGACCAAGCCCUGAAGGAGAUGACUGGGGAUUCACAAGGAAACAAACAGGAAUCUAUGGAGAAGGUUGUGAAGGCAUUCAGACAUGGCCAAGCCCCUGCAAACGAUGAACUACUAGAGCAAGUUUGUAAGCAGCUCUUAGACAGCAACGCCAACCAGAUGGAGAAGUUACUGACAACCAGCCUGACAGCUAGCCAUGGUAGAAGAGCGCCCUCACAGGCCAGCCAGAGGGUAGGCAUGCUGAGCAGACUACUAACGCACCAGCAACAGAAGCACUCAUCAACGUCUGGUACCCAGACUUCUAGUCAUCCCCAACUCCUCGCCUCUACCUCCGGCCUCCUGACUGACUGGCUGGCUCUUCUGGAUCCAGAGGCAUGCCAGGCUUGCCCUGAUUUACAGCAGCAAGCCAUCUUUGCCCCAGCACCCCCUGGGAACAGGAACAGCCCCAUCAGCAGUGGAGACAGUCAGAAGCGAAUUGGUAGCGCGUAUCUACUGGCGCUACUGACCCAUCAAGCUAACUGGGGGACUCUACACAGGUGCAUUGAUAGGUUACUGGGGCCUGCUAGAAAUGCAUACAGUUUCAGUGCUACGGCUGUAUUGGAUUUCUUGUGGGCGUGCAUCCACAUACCCAAGAUCUGGCAAGGACGGGAUACAAGGGCUUCUAAGAGACACUCUGAAGAGGAUGUCUUAUGUCUGUCGCCGGACCAGAUCUGCGCAUUGGCUGAUUACAUCAUCCAGGAAGCGGCCGAUUCAUCAGGGCAGUACGGUGCCCCGCCUAGUGCCACACCCAAUGCCCCACCCAUUGCCCCACCCAGUGCCCCACCCAUUGCCCCACCCAGUGCCCCACCCGAUGCAGAUGAAGGUCUGACGGAACUGGCCUCUAACACCAUCAAAGCCCGGCUCUCCUUGCUCUUGACCAGUUUCCAUGGCAACAAGGGCGUGGCCGAGCACCUUAUCAGAUACCUUGGCGACUGUAGUCGCGAGACAAACCCGUCCUCUGCCCUAUACCAGCAGUUAUUACUAGAGCUAUACCUGCAGGUCCCUGAGACGAUACAGAAUCUCUCCUUCAUCAGUACCAAGCUACAAUCACAAGACACAAGUAAUAUACCCACCCCAGUUGACUGCCUCACACACAGGUUACUGUGCGUGUUAGCAGACAGCAAGCCGGGAGAUACAAGCAAGCAGAAGGCCGAUGAUGCCAACGUAGCCUGCCGCAAGCUGGCAGCAGAACACCCUGUACUCAUACUCAGGCAACUAGCCAUGGUGACCGUUCUGCUUCAAGGCCGGACCCAUCUUAACUUCAAAGAGUUCCGCGUCCGUGGUCACUUACGAUUCUUCAACCACAUCCUAGGAAUCCUACAACUUCUUGAACCUCAACUUUUUGCUCAGCCCUCUACAGUUCUGCAUGGCAUCAUGGAGGCCUACUUCCCUAUCCUACCGCAUUCUGUGAUUGCUAAGAAGCCUCUGGAAUCCAUCAUUACCAAGUUCAUCCAGCUUCUGUAUCAGUACUCCAGCCACAACCCAACCCAGGCUCAGCCGCUCCUUGAGAAACACUCAACAGCACUCAACAACCUAUCCCAGGUCUACCCAGACAUCCAGCAGCUCAAGUCCCUAUUGGCAAGCAUCACGCUGACCUCAUCCUCCAAGGACCAAUCAGGGCUUGGCUCCGCCCCCAACCAGGCGGAGCAAGCCAUGGAUGAGAUUCCAGGGGUCGGAGGUCGCGAGGAGACUUACUCGCCGACACUCGCCGCCAUGAUGGGGGCUGAUGCAUCGUGGGAUACCGAGGACGUCAAGUCGUUCGCUGAGAGACUAUCUCAGGAAGAAGAUUCCGAAGGCAUGGCUGAAGCCUUGAAUGAGCUGGAGGAGAAGUCUAGCAGUGCUGUGGGAAUCCUUCAAAAUUUUGUGACUGAAUUGUCCACUCAGAUGACAUCAUGCAACAAAGACUGCAGGCAGACGGCGUUUGUUCUCGUCAUUCGAUACAUCAGACACGACCCAAGUGUUGCCAGCAAGUUUCUACCUGCCUACAUGGAAUGUCUGAACAGCAUGGAUCAAGAAGUGGUACAGACAGCUUUGAAGAAUCUUCCUGAGUUCACGCUCCUCUGCCAAGAGAACGCUGAGGUUGUGCUGCAGAAAGCCUUCACCGUCGGAGUCAACAGCAAACUGUCCACAGUUCCACUCAUAGCAGAGACACUGAAACUACUCAGCAUGGAUAGUGCCUCAACAACCUCAAACACUACGACGCCAAGCUGAUGAUGGGCAUUCCUGAAACAACUCAGCAUGGAUAGUGCCUCAACAACCUCAAACACUACGACGCCAAGCUGAUGAUGGGCAUUCCUGAAACUACGAUGACCUCUUCAGCUUCAGCUCCAGGCUUGGCUAGCAUCAACAGAGCUUGAUACAACUGUCACAACGCAGAUGUAAUAAACUGUUACUGAAUUUGGACUCUGCCGAUACUUCAUCUAUCACAAAGCUGACGAUGCCUAUUCUGAGACGUGGCUUUGUCUCCAGGCUUGACUACCAUUGGAUGAAAUGAACAGUGAACAGUCGAAUCUCAUUUAACGGUCAUAUGGCAACUCAGACCUCGUACACUGUUUCUGAAUGUGGACUCUGCCGAUACUUCAUCUUCUGUUACAACACACAGUUGAUGAUGCCUUUUCUGAGACUUCGGCUUCAUCUCCAGCUUCUGCUCCCAGCUCAACUAGCAUCGACAGAAUGGGAUAAAAUAAAGUGUUAAUCAUUUUGCAACAUAGAUAAGAAUAUUACAUUGUUAUUGAAUACUCUUUCUACUACUUUGGCUCCAGACUGCAGCUUUGUGAUUUGGAGUUCCUUUCUUUUACGAUUGGGGCUUAAAAUAUCAUGUAUAUGUUGAUGUUCUGCUAAAAAAAACAACAUUUUGAGUAUUUCCAUUGUUGUUCCUACACAUUUUAAAGAGCCAGAUAGUAAGCCAAAGUCUAAAAGGAAUAUAGGGUUUGAAAAAUGGCUAUAAUAGUUGUCUUUAAUUGACCUACCACCAUUUGUGAGUUGGUCACGACCAUUAGACAACCGUUUGGAAUUUCCGUACGUUGAGUUUUGUUUGUCUCAGAUUUUGCACGUUCUGUGUCCAUUUGUAUAUCAUGUAAUUGGACAUUCAAAAGCUGCAUUGAUGUGAUUCUACCGUGAUACGUUAAUUGCAAUAAAACAGUAAAAACAAUUAAAAUGUUUUAUAUGGCAUAAACUACUACUGUAAUUACUCCAGUUUAUAAAUAUUGUUGCUUUGUUCUUGUUCUCAUUCUUGUACAUUGUACUAUAGAUUGAAAAAGAAAUCUCAUACUUGUCUACAGAGUGUCCAAAAAAAGUAAUCUGAAAGUUGUGGUUUAUGACUGUAAUGAAGUUAAAUACAUCAUAGUGCUCCUUUAAAAUCAUUCCAAAGAUUUUAAAAUUUACAUUGAGCCAUCCCAUGCCAUCAAUUUCAAAACAUACUUCGCAAUCAGCAUAGCUCAAAUCUUGGGCUGAUAGAUAUGUGUUUUGGGUGCAUUUUGGCAUGGGGUAGUUAUUUGCAGGAAUGAACAAAAGUCUUUGAAAUGAUUUAUCUUGUUAUAGAAAAGAUAUUUAAUUCUAUGUACCAACACCCUACCUUCAACGUGUUUAUAUGUUUGCAUAUUUUCAUUGACAUAAAAACGUUGAUGCAUUUAGUUACUAAUUUCAGUUGCAUGCUGAAAUUGUUGCAAACAAAAUCUUACUCUCAAAGUGAACCUGUGUAGAAAUUCUAUGAAAACUGUAAAAAAAUCCCGGGGAAAAUGACCAUAAAAAUACUUUACAUAGGAGCAAUGCUGACCAUGUGCAGUGUUUAUAGGAAUGGAUAGAGUAUUUGCAACUAAUUUCACAAAUGUAAAAACCUAUGUUUCAUGGACAAUUUGGAAAGAAAAAGUUUGAAAAGGAAAGCCUGGCUUUAGUUUGGAGUUAAGUUGGGGCCUCAUGAAAAGAAAAUGAUUCACGUACCAAGAAACAUGAGUCACCUUUAAAACAUUGAUUUUUCAUGUUUAAUUACUGUAAAAUGUGACCAGCAAAGGUUUUUAUAGGUCAGCAUACAUAAAUAUUUUGACUUUGAAAUUAGAGUUGUUGUAUACAUGCUCAUGUACAGAAUAAACCUUUAUUUAAAAAAAGAAGAA
Molecule: messenger RNA, 8621 nt
Organism: Patiria miniata (bat star)
Lineage: Eukaryota; Metazoa; Echinodermata; Asteroidea; Valvatida; Asterinidae
Product: integrator complex subunit 1-like
Exons: 47
Coding region: 109-6723 (2204 amino acids)
Biological process (GO): U2 snRNA 3'-end processing
Cellular component (GO): integrator complex
Source: RefSeq, a predicted model, not a curated record